CAUCUCUCUCAUUCGUUCACUAUUUUAUUAUGUGGAUGAUAAUACUUUUACUUUACAAACUGUACGUUUACUACUACAAUUAUAAUAAUAUAUAAAUAAUAAGAAAAGAAAACAGGUUAGUCACAGACCAUCCCAUAGUAUAGUAUUAUAUGGGACGACCCAUUCUUAUUCUGAGAUAAUCAGUUCACUGAGAUUCAAGGGCAUUUCAACACGACCAGGACUUACCAAAGCUAGACUUUUCAACCCAAGAAAUCCUGUCAUACUAUUCUCAUAAUAAGAUACAAAAGGAAGCAGUUGACGUGUGAGCAGCCUUUACCCCGCACCACAAUGAAAUCAGAUAUCAAAGUCUCAUCAGGAUUCAAAAUGCGUUUGUCUUCACAGAAACUGGUCGGCGUGACAAUUGUUUUGAGCGCCAUAAUCUGCACCAUCACCUUAUAUAAAAGCCCUUACUAUGAUUUAAAAAAAGUAGUUAAUAUUACCUUAAUAGAGCAGUUUUUGCACAAAGAACCAUGUGCGUGUUUGGAAGGCUGCUUGGCUGCGACUGAAGAUGAGUGGUUUAAGAAACGCUUCAGAGAUGAUAUUCCACCUCUGCUUUCUCUCGAAAAUAGUGAACUACCCGACAACAUUUCUAUCUGGUGGCAGCACCUACAGUCGACCAAGACCAAGACUGAAUACAAGCAAGCGAUCGAGGACCUGUUCGAAGUCAUUCCCAAAGAGGGACACUACAGAGACGCCGGACCACAUCGCUGCCGAACCUGUGCCGUGGUGGGAAACUCUGGGAACCUUUUAGAAUCGCACUACGGCCCCCUUAUAGACAACAAUGACUUUGUAAUGAGGAUGAAUAAGGCACCAGUUAAAGGCUUUGAAGAUGAUGUGGGAUCGAGGACCACCCACCGAAUUAUGUACCCGGAAAGUGCCGUCCAUCUGGAUAACACCACAAACCUGGUGCUCUUACCUUUCAAAAUACUGGAUAUCCAGUGGGUUACCAGUGCUCUUACCACUGGAACCAUUAAAAAAACACGGUUUAAGGUUAUAGACAAACUGCAAGCCAAUAAAGACAAGGUUAUGGUUAUGCAUCCUACUUUUAUGCACUAUGUGCACACCUCAUGGCUGCAAAUCACGGCUCGACGUUCAUAUCCAUCCACGGGUUUUCUUGCCCUGAUGUUUGCGCUACACGUUUGUGAUGAGGUCAACGUAUUUGGAUUUGGUGCAAACAGUAAGGGGACCUGGAAUCACUAUUUUGGAGGAUUGCCCAAAAGUUUCAAGGGGACUGGUAGACACAGCGGAGGUCUUGAGUCCACUGCCAUUAAAGAACUGACAAAAAGGAAUAUAAUCACUAUAUACAAAGGGUGGUGAGGAGGACUGUGAUUAUCAUGAAUGUGUUUAAUUUAUUAUUAAUAUUUAACCUGUUCUGUUGUAUAUUUCUCAUACUGAUUACUUUGAACAUGCACCGUGCGUGAGCAGUAUGCACAAUACAUGAAUGCUCACAUUGUUAAUUGAUUGGUAAAAGCUUUUAAAAUGUGAGCUCUCAUAAAGUUGUCAGAAAUAUGAACACUAAAUCUUAUAACUUAAAUGAAUGUUCAAUAUGAAACUUGAAAAUUCUGUUAGCAUUAAAAUAGCAAUGUUACAGGUGCUUUGUGGAGCCAUGCAGGCAAAGGAGGAGAAAUUUAAAAAACAUAAUUUUUACUGUAAGAGUGGAGAUUUUGCUCAGCAGAUCCACGUAGGAAAGUCAUACAAGUUUGAAGUUAAAGGUAUAGUUCACCCAAAAGUGAAAAUUAUGUCACUAAUGACUCACCCUCAUGUCUUUCCAAACCCGUAAGACCUCAGGCCCUAUUUUAACGAUCUAAGCGCAUUGUCUAAAGCGCACAGCGCAAAAUCCAAAUGGGCGUGUCCGAAUCCACUUUUGCUAAUUUAACGACGGGAAAAAUAGUUUGUGCGCCGAGCGCAUGGUCGAAAAGGGUACACUGUAAAAAAUGUCUGUAGAAAUUACAGUAUUAAUGGGUAUUACUGGCAACUAGCUGCCAGUAACUUACUGUAGAUUUUACAUUUAUGUUAUUUACUGGCAACAUUUUGUUCAAAGUUAAAUGAACAUGAAAAAAUGUUUGACUUUAUCUUCUACAGUAAGUUACUGGCAACCAGCUGCAAAAUUACAAAAAUUUUUUAGAGUGUAGGUCCUAUUGUAAUGGGAAUAUUUUGGGCGUAACGUGCAAUAAACCAAUGAGAGUCUCAGCUCUCAACCCCUUUAAAAGCCAGUUGUGCUGGCGCUAUGUCUAAUCCCUAUUUAGAUGACGGACUUUGUAAACUGAAAAACUAAGUGGAGGAAGAAG
Molecule: messenger RNA, 2327 nt
Organism: Misgurnus anguillicaudatus (oriental weatherfish)
Lineage: Eukaryota; Metazoa; Chordata; Actinopteri; Cypriniformes; Cobitidae
Source: RefSeq, a predicted model, not a curated record